Messenger RNA from Gekko japonicus, 1201 nucleotides. It is a transcript of the gene PPA1, whose product is annotated as pyrophosphatase (inorganic) 1. The record is from RefSeq and is a predicted model, not a curated record. The transcript is spliced from 11 exons. Gene Ontology annotation, cellular component: extracellular exosome; cytoplasm. Gene Ontology annotation, biological process: phosphate-containing compound metabolic process. Lineage: Eukaryota; Metazoa; Chordata; Lepidosauria; Squamata; Gekkonidae. Bases 22 to 894 code for a protein of 290 amino acids. Gene Ontology annotation, molecular function: magnesium ion binding; inorganic diphosphate phosphatase activity.
GCUUCUCUCGGAGCCGGCAUCAUGGCCAGUUACGGCUGGGAGGAACGUGGCUGCCUGAAUAGCCUGGAGUACAGGCUGUUCUUCAAGGAUGAUAAAGGGGAAUACAUCUCUCCAUUGCAUGACAUUCCAAUGUGUGCAGAUGCUCACAAGAAUUUGUUCAACAUGGUUGUGGAAGUACCUCGAUGGACUAAUGCUAAGAUGGAGAUUGCGACCAAAGAUCCUUUAAACCCAAUUAAACAAGAUGUGAAGAAAGGAAAGCUACGUUAUGUUGCUAAUGUAUUUCCUCACAAGGGAUAUAUCUGGAAUUAUGGUGCUAUUCCACAGCCGUGGGAAGAUCCUGGACAUAAAGAUGAAAAUACUGGCUGCUGUGGAGAUAAUGAUCCAAUUGAUGUUUGUGAAAUUGGAAGCAAGGUGUGCAGCAGAGGAGAAGUAAUUCAAGUGAAAGUCCUUGGUACACUGGCACUGAUUGACGAAGGUGAGACAGACUGGAAAGUCAUUGCAAUCAAUGUCGAAGACCCUGAAGCUGCUAGUUAUGAGACUAUUGAUGACGUCAGGAGGCUUAAACCAGGAUACUUGGAAGCUACAGUGGAUUGGUUUAGAAGAUACAAAGUGCCUGAUGGGAAGCCAGAAAAUAAAUUUGCGUUCAAUGGAGAAUAUAAAGGCAAGGACUUUGCAUUAGACAUCAUCAAAAACACUCAUGACUGCUGGAAAGCUCUAAUAUAUAAAAAGAAAGAUGGGGGAGAAAUGAACUGCACAAAUGCAACUUUAUCGGAUAGUCCUUUCCAUUGCAAUCAAGCAACUGCUAAAACUAUUGUGGAUGCGGUAUCCGUCUGUGGACCUGCCAAUCCAAUACCAGCUGAUGUGGACAAGUGGUUUUACUACGAGAAAAAGUGACGUGAAGCCAGAUGUUGCCGUAGCUGCUGUCCUUUUACCAAGAAGCCACUUGUGCAGAACUAGAUGAAGUGUUGGUAUUAAAACUGAUGUUCUAAAUAUGCACAGCGUAUGAAACAACAGAUGUUGCAUACUUAACUCUGUGUGCUCAAAGUGUAUCCAGGUCCUACAGAAUCGGAGCAGUAGUUUUGUAAACUAUCAGCUUGACAGUCUUUGGUUAAGUAUCAUGGCAUUAAUUGUGUACAAACACACCCAUAUCUGUUGCUUCCUGGAUAUGAGUAAUCAGUGAAGAUACCAGUAAAAUAUUGGG